AUGUCUGACCUUUUGAGUGUAGUCCUUCCUCUUCAUCAAGUCCCAACUGGACCAACCUCUGCAAACAUCUUCGUUCCAAUUGCUACGGAUGCGCCACCCGCGCAAAUCAAGCAACGAUCCGAUCACCCUGUAAAACAGCUCAACAUAUACCCACAAGACAACCCCUAUGAGACGAACAAGUUCUACGCAAACUUCUUCCUCGGCGGACAAUCCAAUCCGACAUGGACACAACCAUAUUCGGUGAGCUGGUCGAAAGGAGGAGGAAAUGCUGAAAGCUGGGGUCUAGCAGUCUCGCACACUGAGCAAAGCCAACUAGCAUGGGAUUCUGGCGACCCUCCGCGGUACUUUAUUGGCCCAAUUGGUCUACAAUCCAUCAUCUUCUCUGCAGCUGAACUUGGAGAAUCCACUGUCCUCUCGACAGAUACCCUCCAGGGCUUCUCCGCAAACGUCAACCUUGCCCCAUCCGCGCAGGAUGAGACUAUCAUCACCUUUCCCCUAGCUCAAGGGAUGGGGUUUGUUACCGCAGUCUACACUGGAGGGUCUCCAAUUCUCCAGAGCGGGAUUUUCUUCAAGACGUUGCAAUACGUUGGCGAGCUUAAUGCUGUCACUUUCAAGUACCAAAUCGUGCUCAAUGAUGGUACUGACUGGCUUCUCUAUGCCACCCCGACCGGUAGCCUCGGAGCACCUCCAUUUACUCUCGAAAAUAGCACAACGAUUUUGGGACCCGAGAAGUUUCAAGGCUCUAUCCAAGUUGCGAAGAACCCAGCCGGAACAAGUGGAGAGAGUUCGUACGAUGCGUCCGCUGGAUCUUUCGCGCUGAGCGCCUCGAUCUCUGCGUCGGUCGAUGCUAACUCUGGAAGCUAUACGCUGGCUUGGGAGAAGGGAGGAAUUCAGAACCAGACGUUGCUUAUGUUCGCUCUUCCUCAUCUCGUCGACUCUUUCGACGACACGACUUUCAACGCGCUCACUGAUAUUAACAUGACGACCAUUACGAAAGGUAACGCUAAAGCUGUGAUGGCUGACAGCAUCACUAUGAUUGAAGGGAGUCUUCCAACGGAAAUGGGAUUCGCUCCGUGGCAAUCAACCGGCAAUGGUGGUCAAGGAACUGUUGGGAACCAGCUAUCCACUGCAGCCAUUACGGCGAUCAACAACGCUGCAGCGACAGAGCUGAACGAAGAUUUCGUUGCACAGUCGGUUCUUGACAGCAUGUACUAUAGCGGGAAGGGCCUCGCCAAAUUUGCAGGUGUAAUCUAUACGAUGCAAGAUCUGGCCGGCAACUCUGCACUUGCAGCAGCUGGACUAGAUAAACUCAAAGACGUUUACAACGUCUUCGUAAACAACACCCAACAAUACCCCCUCGCAUAUGACACCGUCUGGAAAGGCGCCGUGUCCACCGGCGCCUACAUCACCGGCGACACAGGCGUCGACUUUGGCAAUUCCGUCUACAACGACCACCACUUCCACUACGGCUAUUUCGUCUACGCCGCCGCCGUCAUUGGCUACCUCGACCCCAGCUGGCUGACCGAGGGCGACAAUAAAGCCUGGGUCAACAUGCUCGUGCGCGACUACGCGAACCCGUCCGCUGACGACCCAUACUUCCCCUUCCAGCGGUCGUUCGACUGGUUCCACGGCCACUCAUGGGCGAAGGGGCUGUUCGAAUCCGGGGACGGGAAAGACGAGGAGUCGAGCUCGGAGGACGCAUUCGCGAGCUAUGCGAUCAAGAUGUGGGGGUCGGUGAUUGGGGAUGCGAACAUGGAAGCGAGGGGAAAUUUACAGCUUGCCGUGCACGCUAGGAGCUUGCAGCAUUACUUUUUGCUGGAAAGCACGAAUAAAGUGCAGCCUGCGAAGUUCAUCCCCAACAAAGUCACUGGGAUUUUGUUUGAAAACAAAGUCGACCAUACAACAUACUUCGGCACCAACCCUGAAUACAUCCAGGGCAUCCACAUGAUUCCGUUGAACCCGUCCUCUAGCUACACACGCACCAAGAAUUUCGUAAAAGAAGAGUGGGACACGUAUUUCGGUAACGGCUACGCAGAUACAGUUGAGGGAGGGUGGAGGGGGAUACUUUAUGCGAAUCUGGCGCUGGUAGACCCGGUCAGUUCGUAUAAUUUCUUUGCAGCGGACGAUUUUGACUAUACUUAUCUGGAUGGAGGCGCAAGUCGGACGUGGUAUUUGGCGUAUGCGGCGGGGUUAGGGGGCGCGGCUUAGAGCCGGAUCCGGAGAUCUGGAGGUGAUUUGGGAUGAUAGGUGGUUCGAGGAAGGACAUGUGCGUAUGUAGAUAUGUAUGUGUGUGAAUAGAUAUACCCUAUGUCAGAGUUAUGAUAUGUCGGAUCACGAAGUAGCAGAUUUGGAGCUUUCAAGUCCUUCUCAAAUCAGAAGAGAUUG
Molecule: messenger RNA, 2385 nt
Organism: Mytilinidion resinicola
Lineage: Eukaryota; Fungi; Ascomycota; Dothideomycetes; Mytilinidiales; Mytilinidiaceae
Product: endo-1,3(4)-beta-glucanase
Exons: 4
Coding region: 1-2208 (735 amino acids)
Cellular component (GO): cell surface
Molecular function (GO): glucan endo-1,3-beta-D-glucosidase activity; endo-1,3(4)-beta-glucanase activity
Source: RefSeq, a predicted model, not a curated record